GAGUUCCUGUCUGCGUUGUAGUUUAUUUUCUGGUGUUUCAUCAACAUGCUGAAAUCUUCCAUAAUGAUACAUCAGCGAGAAGAACUUGAACCAUAAUUCUUAAAGCACUUCAUUUUUUGUCAAUAUUGAACUUAAGAGAGUUGGGCUACUAAAAGACUACAAUGAAGCUUGUGCACCGGGAUUUCGACAAGAACAACUCGGGAUCACUUGGUUUGAUCCCCGAGGAAUCGGAAGAUAUGUGGCAUACAUACAAUUUGGUGUCAGUCGGAGAUACCAUAAGAUCCACCACAAUCAGAAAAGUUCAGAAUGAAUCGGCGACUGGCAGUGUCAGUGUGAACAAAGUGCGCACCACCCUCACCAUCCAGGUAGAAACGAUCGACUUUGACACUCAGGCCUGUGUGUUGAGAGUGAGUGGGCGGAACAUCAGCGAAAACCAGUAUGUCAAGAUGGGGGCGUACCACACUCUCCUCCUCGAGAUGAACAGACAGUUCACGCUCAGCAAGGCAGAAUGGGACAGUGUAGCCAUAGAGAGAAUAGAUAUCGCCUGUGACCCAGCACAGCAUGCAGACCUGAUGGCCAUCGUCAUGCAGGAAGGAAUCGCCCACGUGUGCCUGGUCACACCAAGCAUGACCUUGGUCCGGGCCAAGAUAGAAACCAGCAUUCCCCGCAAGAGGAAAGGCAUGUGCGACCAGCACACCAAGGGGCUUCACAGAUUUUUUGAUCAGAUCAUCCAAGCCUUUCAGCGACACUGCAACUUUGACAUCGUCAAGUGUGUGCUGGUAGCAAGUCCAGGUUUUGUCAAGGACCACUUUGCGGAUUACCUGUUUGCCCAGGCGCAGAAGAUGGACGACAAGACGCUCAUCGACAACAAGUCCAAGUUUGUGAUGGUCCACUCUUCCUCGGGCUUCAAGCAUUCUCUCAAAGAGGUGUUGGCCGAUCCAGCGAUAGCGACAAAACUGUCGGACACAAAAGCCGCCGGGGAGGUCAAGGCUUUGGACGACUUCUACACCAUGCUGCAGGUUGACCCCAACAAAGCUUACUAUGGAGCGCGACAUUGUGAGAGAGCCGCUGAGGAACAGGCUGUAGAAACUUUACUCAUAUCUGACGAACUGUUCAGAAUUGGGUCAGCUCUCGGGUGUGGCUGCGAUUCUUCGGUUCCCGAUGCACGAAGACGAGGAUGAGGACGAUGAGAGGGAUUCUGAUUCCGAUUGACCCCUGCUUAGAUUAUAAGUGUUUAUGUUGAUUUAUCUGCUAAAAAUAUGUAAUAUAAUAUAUAUAUAUAUAUUCAGUUACUGAGUGAAAAGGAAGGUGUCCCUCUCUUUCUCUUGCUCUCUCCUCCUCUUC
Aplysia californica (California sea hare) is the source of this 1344-nucleotide messenger RNA. Its product is annotated as protein pelota. Gene Ontology annotation, cellular component: cytoplasm. Gene Ontology annotation, biological process: RNA surveillance; nuclear-transcribed mRNA catabolic process, non-stop decay; nuclear-transcribed mRNA catabolic process, no-go decay. NCBI's taxonomy places the organism in Eukaryota, Metazoa, Mollusca, Gastropoda, Aplysiida, Aplysiidae. The record is from RefSeq and is a predicted model, not a curated record.